AAGCGCCAAUAACAUGUCCUCUCACUGCAGUCGAUCGCUAGCAGGUGCGUUGUGCGCGCGUGCGUCCGCCAUUUUUAACAGCUGAUUCACCAUUCACGCUAACACGAUCGUUUAUACUCCGUCCAGAAACAAUUCAAUCGAUCCAUUAAGCUGGGCUUAAAUGACAUAUUGACUUAUUUUGCAGUGCAGUGAUUAAAGACUAAUGAAGAUGACAGUUAAUCGAAUAAGAGUCGUGGUCCUGGGCAGUGCACGAACCGGCAAAUCAGCCAUUGUAGUUCGUUAUCUUACCAAAAGAUACAUCGGAGAAUACAGCUCCACGGGAGAUUUUUUAUAUCAACACCGCGUGUCAUUUGACGGUGUUGCGUCCGAAGUUGAAGUUUUGGAUACUUGUGGAUGUGCGAAAAGAGGUUGUUUGGCGGAACAUCUGCGGUGGGGUGACGCCUUUGCGAUAGUGUACUCAGUGUGUGACCGAAGAUCGUUUUUGGCGGCAGCUGAGCUUCUAGCACUUCUGGAAAGAACUAGGCUGCCUGGAUGCGCCGCUGUUACUUUGCUGGGAAACAAAAGGGACUUGGAACACGCCAGGGUUGUAAAGACUGAAGAAGGUCAAGAGAUGUCUCUGAGGUUCGGCUGUCAGUUCUACGAGGUGUCUGCAGCGGAAUCCUGCGCAGGCGCUGCUCUCGCUUUCCACGCGCUACUGCGUGAAGCCCGCGCCCUUGCCAUGUUAAUGCCGACGCCACGUCGCAAGCUUGCCGCCUACUCUGUAUCGAAGGUAAUCGGUACCAUUCUGGGUCUCAGCAAUAAGAGUGUGCGGAAGAAACGGCCAUCCCUCAGCAUAUGAUUUGUUGAGUAGAUUUGAUUUUAGGUCUUGUUCACUCCACAAUGGAGUUUGUUACUCUGCAAAUGGCAGAAAGCUUUUGAAUGCCGAUGACGGAAGUCAAGCUUGGUUUGAAGAUGGGAUGGAAAGCAAGGAAUGGAUAUUCUGAAGGCUCUAAUGAUUAAGGUACUUUUAAGUUACAAUAUUUGUAUGAGAAUUUUAAUAGUCCGACUUGUUUGCACCGUGUAUUUUUCAUACUGUUAUAAAAGUUGACAAUAUUUGUAUAUUAAGUAGAUAAAUUGUUAAAAUUUUGCAACAAAAUAUGUGGAACUUAUGAAUGUCAAAGACAAGUUACAGCUGCAACUUUUCAAUAAAAUUGAAAAGUGUUAUUUA
Molecule: messenger RNA, 1207 nt
Organism: Maniola jurtina (meadow brown)
Lineage: Eukaryota; Metazoa; Arthropoda; Insecta; Lepidoptera; Nymphalidae
Product: ras-related and estrogen-regulated growth inhibitor-like protein
Exons: 6
Coding region: 203-838 (211 amino acids)
Molecular function (GO): GTP binding; GTPase activity
Source: RefSeq, a predicted model, not a curated record